Molecule: messenger RNA, 672 nt
Organism: Meloidogyne enterolobii
Lineage: Eukaryota; Metazoa; Nematoda; Chromadorea; Rhabditida; Meloidogynidae
Source: the annotation of a GenBank genome assembly
AUGAAUUCCCCAAAUUUGCAACGUACAAGAGAAAGGAGAAGUAAAAUAAUUUUUAAAAGAUUGAGAAAAAAAAGAAGAAAAGAAGGGAAAGAAUUUAAUAAAAAAUUAAUAUUUAAAAGAAUAUUUUCAACAAAAAUAUUUUUAAUUUUAUUUUCAACACUUUUAUUAAAUGAAUUUAUUUUAAAUAAUGUUGAGGCUAUUCGUUGUUAUUGUACAGAUGAACAUUGCGUCCCUUAUGGUGUUUGUGAAUCAAAUGUUUGUUUGGUUGGAUUACUUAGGGCGAAUAAUGCAGUAAUCAGAACGUGUGGAAGUCAAUCAUUAGGGUGUCAAAGAAAUGUAGAUAGAUGGAGCCAUUUAUGUUCUUGUGACGAAAAUUUCUGCAAUACUUUUUUAUUUCUCAAAGCAAAUACAAAUAUUGAUGGACCAAGAAAUCGUCUUUCAUUAGAAAACCCUUCAAAUAAACAUUCUGACUCGUCAGAUCAAAGAAUAUUUGAAAGAGUAGAUCAACCAUCUAGUGGAGAAUUUGCAACGUUUGACCAUCAAUUAGAUACUGAGCCAAUGCCAAUCAAAAAUUCUAACUUGCUCACUCUUCUGUUAGUCAUUGUCCCCCUCUCUGUUGGAGCUGCAGCGGUUGUUGUUGUUGCUAUUAAUUAUUAUUGUCAUCUUUGUUAA